Neltuma alba is the source of this 481-nucleotide messenger RNA. Its product is annotated as putative cysteine-rich receptor-like protein kinase 35. Gene Ontology annotation, biological process: protein phosphorylation. Gene Ontology annotation, molecular function: protein kinase activity. The record is from RefSeq and is a predicted model, not a curated record. Lineage: Eukaryota; Viridiplantae; Streptophyta; Magnoliopsida; Fabales; Fabaceae. The coding region runs from base 15 to 470 and encodes 151 amino acids. The transcript is spliced from 2 exons.
CCCCUGAAUAUGCCAUGGAAGGAAUUUUCUCCAUAAAGUCAGAUGUCUAUAGUUUUGGGAUCCUUAUGCUUGAGAUUGUGAGUGGUAGAAGAAACAACAGCUUUUACAAUGAGAAUUCCUCACUUAAUGUAGUGGGACAUGCCUGGGAGCUCUGGAAAGAUGGCGCAGCCCUAGAAUUGGUAGAUGAAGGAAUAAAAGGUUCGUUAGUCCAAGAUCAAGCUUUGAGAUGCAUUCAUGUUGCUCUACUAUGUGCAGAAGAAAGGGCAGUUGAUCGACCGACCAUGGCAGAAAUUUUAUCAAUGUUGACAAAUCAAAGUUCAAAGCUUCCUUUGCCUAAGAGACCAGCACUUUGCUUUCUAAAUAACUCCUCUGUAAAUGAUAAAGAAAAUACGAAUUCAUCAUAUCACCUCACUUCUCUCAUUUUGUCUCUGGGAAUCAAAGUGACAGAGAAGAAGAAAGAAAGGCACUGAGACACAGAGUU